Messenger RNA from Tachyglossus aculeatus (Australian echidna), 1330 nucleotides. RefSeq lists its product as uncharacterized. The record is from RefSeq and is a predicted model, not a curated record. The transcript has 5 exons. Bases 10 to 948 code for a protein of 312 amino acids. NCBI's taxonomy places the organism in Eukaryota, Metazoa, Chordata, Mammalia, Monotremata, Tachyglossidae.
GGCGGCCCAAUGGUGUGGGGCUCCCGUAGGGCGGAAGGCCCGGGCCCUUGGCCGCAUGGGUGUCGCACCAGCAGUGAGGUGGGCCUCCCUCCGACCUCGCCCCUGCCCUUCCCCCCGCCAGCAGCUCGGUCCACAGCCCCGGCCCCCCUCCCGUGGGCCCUGGCUCAGGACCCCUGGGGUCGGAGCUUCGACGAGGGGGUUGUGAGCAGGUGGGAAACCACAGCCGGCGCCGCCUACGGCCCCAAGACCUACGGGGGUUGCUAUGGGCAGCCCACCGCCCUCCCGCCGGCCCGGGCUGAGCGCCUUAUGGGAAUCAAGGGAGCCAGGGACAAGCUGGUCCUCCGCGCCUGGACCUCCCACCAGCGGAAGAGCGAGAUGAGGGCCCGGUACCCGGGCUGGCCCAGCCUCGCCCCGCAGGCGACCUUUGACCCCGGGCCCCUGCCCUUCGGCCUCGCUGACCACCACACCCGAGGUCCCUCCCAGGCCGUAGUCCCCAGCACAGAAAACCCAGCUCUGGCGGGAAGGAUCUAUCACAUCCCAGAGCGCGCCAUCCUCCAUCUACAAGAACCGUACCUCUCCAUCACCGCCCAGGACUUCUCCAGAGCCGACCGGGCCCGCCCGUCCCCGCUGACGGCAGAGACAUCGCAGGUUGGGGGCCCGGUGCCCCUCCACCCGCCCUGGCCCCACUCGGCCGAGUUCCCGCCCCCGCUCCCCAGAGGCCGUAUCGCCCACCUGGGCCCCCUGCGCCCGCCUUGGCAGUGGCGGUCGCUGACGCACGCCUCCUUCACGCCCCCGCUUCACCCGCUCCGGACUCCGGAUCGCUUCUGCCCGCUGGAGCUGCCGUGGGUCGGGCCCCACCGCUGCCCCAGUCCCAAGCUGGCCGCCGUGCCCCACUUUUACCAGCCCGAGAGCACCCGCUACGGCAGCGGGAAGCCCUGUGCCCUCUGAGGGGCCGCGGAUGGGAGCUGCAGGCCGGGGCGCGUGGCAGGCGGGUGGGCAGGCAGCAGGCCGGGGCAGAGGGCGGGCACAGACCGGGACCGCAGCCCCCCGUUCCCGCCCAGAGCCAGGCAACUGCAAGUUUGGUCAGCAGCAGGCUGGGGGCGAAACCUGGGGCCUGGGCUCCUUUUCUAGGGGCCAGGAUUGCCAGGGGCCUGGGAGAAUGGAGGAGGAGGAGGCAGGAGGUGGAGACAAGGCUUGAUGGCCGAGGCACAAACAGCUCCACCGUUGGGGGGAGGGAGGGGAUGGGGACAACAGGCACAGCCCACACUGACUGUCCCCCACUCCCACCCUUCCAACAUGACCAUAUGACCAUUCUCUGGCACAAAGCUCG